Arabis nemorensis is the source of this 1461-nucleotide messenger RNA. The record is from the annotation of a GenBank genome assembly. Lineage: Eukaryota; Viridiplantae; Streptophyta; Magnoliopsida; Brassicales; Brassicaceae.
AUGAUGAUGCCUUCAACUUCAAGCAUAAUCGCCGGAGAAGAAUCGAUCGUACCAUCUGUGGCAAGUGUUUCCGGUGAAUCGUCUCUCUCCGAUAUGACUCAGACUGUUCAUUUUUCCUCUGGAAACCCUAGGAUCGGGGAGACUCGAGGCGUCAUGCAUCUAUUUUCCGACGAUGCGGUUUCGUCGUCUUCUUCUUCCUCCUCGGAUCUCCCUAUUGGGAGGAAUCCUCUUGUUUGCGUUCUUGGGGUGCCGAAUCAUAUGACAUAUGCAGAUUUUUGCCAGUUCUGUGGCUCCUUCAUUCAGCAUAUACUGAAUAUGCGAACAGUGAGGAACGAUGGGGUUGAAAAUAGAUAUAGCAUUUUGAUAAGUUUUGAUAGUCAAGAAUCUACCGAUACAUUCUACCAGCAUUUCCGAGGGAAACAAUUCAAUUCUCUCGAGGAAGAUGUCUGUCGCCUGCUUUUUACACUAGAUGUUCAGUAUACCGGCUAUAGUGGAACUAUCGACCAUACACAGCCUUCUGCUGCUGGCCCGAUUGAGCAACCUACUUGCCCAGUUUGUCUUGAGAGAUUGGACCAAGACACUGGUGGCAUUCUCACAACCAUGUGCAAUCAUUCCUUCCAUUGCUCAUGUAUUUCUAAUUGGGCAGAUUCUUCUUGUCCAGUUUGUCGAUAUUGCCAACAGCAACCUGAAAAUUCGGUAUGUUGUGUAUGCCAAACAACGGAGAAUCUCUGGAUGUGUGUUAUCUGUGGAGUUGUUGGCUGCGGGAGGUACAAAGGAGGACAUGCCAGAAGGCACUGGGAGGAGACAGAGCAUUGCUAUUCACUUGAGCUUGAAACACAGCGUGUUUGGGAUUAUGCUGGUGACAAUUAUGUUCACCGGCUUAUCCAAUCUAAAACUGAUGGCAAGCUAGUGGAGUUGAAUUCCCAUGGUAGUCUGAGCAAGGAUGGUUGUGGAAGCUUUGAAUGUUCUGACAGUGGAAUGACUGAUGCUCUCUUGAACAGCAAAGUGGAUAUGAUCAUUAGUGAGUACGACGAACUUCUCCACGCACAACUAGAGAACCAAAAACAAUAUUUUGAAAAGCUGCUACAAAAUGUGAAAGAGGAAACCGAACAGAAAGUCGCAGAAGCAGCAAGCAAGGCAAUAAGCCAGAGACAGCAGAAGCUGCAAACCAGGUUUGACAGAUGUAUGAAAGAGAAGCACUUUCUUGAAGAUUUGAACGAAAAUCUUGUGAAAAAUAAAGACGUAUGGAUCACCAAGAUUACAGAAAUGGAAGAAAGGGAGAAGAAGGCAGUUCAGGCAAAGGACAAGAAGAUUCAGGGCUUGGAAGAACAGAUUGGAAAACUAAUGGCCGAAAUGACUGAUAGUGAAGUGUUAGAGUCUGAAGAAGUCGAGGACGGUACUGUCUUGCCCAUAUCUACCGAUACUACAUCUUUCUCUGUGAGUGGGAAUAAUGCAAGUUAA